This is a messenger RNA of Peromyscus californicus insignis, 696 nucleotides long. RefSeq names its product protein FAM228B-like. The record is from RefSeq and is a predicted model, not a curated record. NCBI's taxonomy places the organism in Eukaryota, Metazoa, Chordata, Mammalia, Rodentia, Cricetidae.
CCUACCACAAUGAAAACUGGGAAGAGCCAAGAGGAUAUGGUAACUGGCGCGCUUCCUAGGCGCAAGAGCUCCAAAGAAUGGUUGGAACCACAGUCGCUCUCUUUUAUGGAGGCUUUAGCUAAAGAAGACACUGAUGCAGCUGUUCAGUCAAUAUUAUAUAGAGAAAAUUAUGUAAUGAAGGAACUAGAUAAGUAUUUAUAUCAUCAUGACUUCUUAAAUGCAAGAAGAAAAGAGAUGUAUAAAAAAUGGGUUGAGUGUGUGGCAGAUCCUCUACAGAAGAAAAUUAUAGAAAAAGUUUGUUCACAUAAGAAGAUUAAAAAGGGGAGACGACAAGAAUUAGAGUUUUUGAGACAUGUAAAUAAGAAGGGAAAUGCAUGUAUAGAGAAUUAUGAUCCAAAAGAAUAUGAUCCUUUUUAUAUGAGCAAAGAGGACCCCAAUUUUCUAAAGGUCAUCAUGCCGCCAUUCUGUGUCCCUCUGAAAAAAGCCCAGUAUGACAAGGACAAUGACAAGAAGACUCUCCUCCAGUGUGAGACCAGCAAAAUCUAUACAAUGAAAGAAUUUAAAGAGAUCGAGAAGGCCCAGUUGCAUUCCAGGUUCCUGAGUAUUUCUAAUUCAAGGCAAUGUAUGACUCCAAACAAAUGGCUUAAAGUGCCCAUGAGAUACAUAGAAAGUGAAUUUUGUAAAAGGAGCAGGUAA